Messenger RNA from Rhodofomes roseus, 1583 nucleotides. Its product is annotated as Clavaminate synthase-like protein. The transcript has 6 exons. The record is from RefSeq and is a predicted model, not a curated record. Gene Ontology annotation, molecular function: oxidoreductase activity. Lineage: Eukaryota; Fungi; Basidiomycota; Agaricomycetes; Polyporales; Fomitopsidaceae. Bases 41 to 1387 code for a protein of 448 amino acids.
GUGGGGUGCGACUGUAAAAACCGGCUGGGUACGAGACAAUAUGAAGUCAUCGGCACAGAGUGGCUGCGCGCGCUUGUGGGGUCCCGUCAACGGCACGCCGCGGGCGCACGAUAGCCCUCUGAGUCUGAUUCUGAGUCUGUCCCGCCCUCCGUCCUGCUCUUCAUCACACUCGCCACGCCCUCCCGCUCACCGAAACAUGGCCAUCGCAGUCGCCCCGCUUCCCCUCCCGCCCUCCGCAGACCCAUCCAAAUUCGCCGACUUCGGCAGGGAGGUCAAGGGCGUGAACCCCGGCACGCUCACCCCGGAGCAGUUCAAGGAGAUCGAACAGCUUCUGUACAAGCAUGGCGCUCUGCUCUUCCGGGAUGUGCAUGUUACGCCCGAACAGCAGUAUGCUCUGACGAAGGCCUUCGACCCCGCUUCGGAAAGCUAUGGCCACGGAAACAACAAGACGCAGAGCACCAAGAAGUCGAUCCUCCACCCCGACCUCAAGACCAUCCCCCGCGUCCCGCAGGUACAGCUCAUCGGGAACGGCACGGUCUACAACCACGAGGGGCUCGCGGAGGCGAUGCUCAAGCACCCCUCGCACACGACCUUCCAUAAGACCCGCGUCUCCGAAGAGGACACCGAGAAGGGUUACACGCGCUACUACCGCUGGCACAUCGACGCGGCGCUCUACGACCUCUCCCCGCCGAAGGUGACCACGCUCUACGGCAUCAAGGUCCCGCAAGGCAAGCGCCAGAUCGUGCUGUACGAUGACGGUACGGGCGACGAGCUCGACGUGCCCCUGGGCACGACCGCUUUCGUAUGGGGCAAGACGAUUUUUGACUUACUCCCGUCGGAGCUGAAGAGCCUCGCGGUACGGAGCAAGGUCAAGUACGCGCCGCACCCGUACGUGUGGAUGGCCCCCGCCCACGCAAACUCGACCGGCCUGGGCAUCGAGACGGAAGGCCUUGAGCUGCCACUCGAGGAGCUCCCGCCCUGGGAGGAGUCGAGGCGGAAGACACUCCCAGUCCUCUGGAAGAACCCCGCCACCGGCGACCUCCACUUCCAAGUCCACCCGUGCGGCGCGGCUGAGCUUCUCGUCGACCCGCUCCCAGAGGGUGCCAAAAGGGAAGGUGCGCUCUACCCCGACGGCACACAUAUUACCGACCUCGGCACUGUCCGUGCGCUGCUCUACAAGAUGCAGCGGCCCGCCAUCGCUCCUCCGCUCGUCUACCCACAUGAUUGGAAGGAGAAUGACCUCGUCCUGUUCCACAACCGCGGUGUGCUCCACACCGUCGUCGGCGCGUUCAAGCCGGACCAGGUGCGCGCGUUCCACCAGUGCAACCUCGCUGCGUCAGACGACCCGGUGGGUCCCACGCCCGAGGACGUCAAGGCGUGGGCUUGAGCGCUACGAACGAGUCAAUGGGAUUGUGGGCCAUGAGGACGCUUUGGGGUGAGUCUUAGAUCUGUAUGCCAGUGGGGUCUCUUGGGUUAGUGGAGUUUUGGUGUACGCGCUGUGUCUGCUAUCUGGUGAUGCUGUGAUGUGUUGUUGUACGAUCUAGCUCUUCUUGAAUAACAGAAUGCCAGACAUGUCUACAGAA